Molecule: messenger RNA, 9848 nt
Organism: Trachymyrmex septentrionalis
Lineage: Eukaryota; Metazoa; Arthropoda; Insecta; Hymenoptera; Formicidae
Gene: trio
Product: triple functional domain protein
Exons: 29
Coding region: 327-9779 (3150 amino acids)
Biological process (GO): axon guidance; protein phosphorylation
Cellular component (GO): cytoplasm
Molecular function (GO): ATP binding; protein binding; protein kinase activity
Source: RefSeq, a predicted model, not a curated record
UGUCGGACUGGUUUGGUAAAGUUUGGUUUGGUUGUGACGGCUGUGUGGGUCGUUGUGUGGUUUUGUGAAUGAAGAGUGAAGUGGAGUGAAACUCACAAAGCUGUGUUGGAAGUUCGUUUAUUCGAACAUGGCAGUGGUAAAGUGAUGAUUUCGAGACUCCACUCUCGUGAUAGUUGUGAACACCGAUGAAACGACAAUAUGAACGGCUGGCCCGACGUACCAACUCGGACCCGCUAACGUACAUGCAGAAAACAAAGAAAACGUUGGGGUCGUCGCGAACGAGCUUUCUACAGCAGAUCAUGACUAUUUAAUAAAACGAGAAAAUAAUGGAUGGAACACGAGCAGCAGAAGUAUUGCCAUUGCUGCAAGAACGUUUAGCGAUACUACCAGGUGGAAGGGAUCGUAGAGGAGGACCUGUGCUUCUGUUUCCAAGUACACCGAGACGCGAACGUGCAAAACCCGAGGAUUACAGACGUCUUCUACAAUAUUUAUUUGCCAUCCCGAGCGAUGAAGCCAGGGGCUUGCGAUUUACCGUGAUUGUGGAUAUGCGUGGUACAACGUGGGACUCGGUCAAACCAAUUCUUAAGGUGCUACACGAGCAUUUUCAUCGUACAGUUCAUGUAGCUUUUCUUAUUAAACCAGACAACUUUUGGCAAAAACAGAGAACUUCAUUGGGUAAACAGAAAAAAUAUAAUUUUGAGAUUAAUACAAUCAGCUUAGAGGCUCUUGUAAAAGUUAUAGAUCCUUCUCAGCUUACUGCAGAUUUAGAUGGAUCCUUGCAAUACGAUCAUGCCCAGUGGAUCGAUACUAGAUUAGUUGUGGAAGAUUUUACGUGGCAGGCAGCAGAUCUUCUUGAUCGAUUAGAUGACUUGCAAGAGGAUCUCAGUCGAAAUGACUUUGCUGACGAUGUUGCGGGAGCUAAGCACGGAAUUGAUCUACAUAAUGAGAUGAAAAAAAAAAUUAUUAAAGUCCCAGUGGAAGAUAUCCAAGUUGUUGGACAACGCUUGCUUCAGCGAUUUAACGAUGACGCAACCAGUGGAGAAGGAGGAAGUAUUGACUGUGGCGCGGCAAGUUGCACAGAUUCUGAUGGACGAGCACUGGCUACCUUGGUUAUUCAGCAUUUGGAUUCUGUGCACGCAGCACAACAGCAUCUCUUACAAUUAUGGCACAUCAAGAAGAUGAAAUUAGAUCAAUGUUUUCAGCUCCGAUUAUUUGAGCAAGAUUGCGAGAAAAUGUUUGAUUGGAUUUGUCACAACCGAGAAGCGUUUCUCGCUAGUUACGUGGAGAUUGGCCGAUCGUAUCAGUUGGCCAAAAAUUUGCAGGAGGAACAUAAACAUUUUACAAUGAGCUCGAUGAAUGUUUACGUGAAUAUCAAUAAAAUUCUCACAAUGGCUGGCAAAUUGCUGGAGACACAGCAUUAUGCGGCUGGGCAUGUACGAGCGGUGGCAGGACGUCUGGAUCAAGCUUGGAAGGAAUUUGCCGCAGGUCUUGAUGAACGUACCGCGGUACUUAGUUUAAGUGUAGUGUUUCAUCAUAAAGCGGAACAGUAUGUCGAUAAUGUAGCUGGCUGGAGUCAAGCGUGCGAGAUGAGUAAUCUACCCAAUGAAAUUCCAGUGCUUGAAUCUCACAUUCGCCAACACCAAACUCUUUAUGAAGCAAUGUGUCAGGCAUAUACAGAGGUUUACAAUGCAUAUCAAGCAUUAUUGAGCGGCCUGGGUUCAAUGCUGCAAGUAUGUCAUAAUGUGAGCGCCCAUUCUUCAGGGUCGGAUACAUUUCGCGUCGAUUAUGUGCAUAGUACCAGUAAGAAGCUUCUUUACCAACUGGAUCAUCUUGUGCAAGUCUGUAAUCAACCACAAGGAAUUGACUAUGUCGCCAGAAAACAUAGUCAAGAUGGACACAGUAUUGACAGUCAUACCGGCACGAGUGGUAAUCCAGCGGCUGAUUACAGCGAAGGUGCAUCUCACGUAUUAGCUGUCAUUCAUCAGAUUUUGGGUCAUCACAGAGCAUUAGAAGCGCGCUGGCACGCUCGCAAAGUCAAGUUGCAUCAACGGCUUGCAUUAAAAUUAUUUCAAGAAGAUGUAAAACAAGUUCUUGACUGGCUGACUAAUCAUGGCGAAGUCUUUAUUAGAAAAAAUACAGGCGUAGGUCGUAAUUUGCAGAAAGCACGCGUCUAUCAAAAAAGCCACGAACAUUUUGAAAAUGUUGCUCAGAAUACUUACACAAAUGCGACUAAGCUUUUAACUGCUGCCGAAGAACUUGCUCACACAGGGGAAUGUGCACCUGAUGAAAUAUAUGCAGUGGCACAAGAAUUGGAGGCCCACGUUAGUAGCUUCGCAGCAAGGGUCGAGCAACGGCGUCGCAGAUUAGAUCUAGCAGUAGUAUUUUAUACUCAUGAAAAGGAGCUGACCGGUUGGGUAGACGAGUUACGUCAGGAAUUGCAACAGGAUGAGGUUGCGGAAAAUUUAGAGACAGCGGAAAGAUUGUUGGAACAAUGCGCGCAGCAUAGAUCGUCCUGUCUUGAGGCGUGUGCUUCGACAAUAGCCCAGGGUGAAGCUCUGCUGCAAGAACUACGCGAGGCAACCGACGCGCCCGACACAACCGGCUCGAUAUCAGCGGUGGAGUCAGCUUUGGACAGAUUAGCAAGUUUGAGACAAGAAUUAGAAGACUUGUGGGCGACGAAGAAGCUGAGACUGGAACUGUGCCUACGAUUACGCGUGUUCGAGCGCGACGCACUAGAGACUAGCGGUCAGCUGGAGAUGUGGGCGCAGGAGCUGCAAGGCCCACCGCGAGAAGGUUCUCCAGAACAGUUGCUACGCGUACAUAACGAUGGAGUCGCCCAUAUGCAAAAUACCGUUUUCCAAAUUCUGCACCGUGGGCAAGAAUUGGCGCAAGUUUUAGAGGAAGCAGGGUUGUGUAUUAUGGCGGACGGUCAGCAUAGUGCGGCGGCGCGGGUGCAGGUGCUUCUCGAGUUUUUGAACGAGAGAGAAUUGGAUGCAGAGGACCUCGCGGAAAUGCGAAGAGUACGGCUAGAGCAAGCCUCUCAAUUAUUGCAACUGCAGACAGAUGCUUCUCAUGUGAUCAAGUGGAUACGAAACGGCGAGUCGAUAUUACUGGCUUCGCUGAGGAUACCAGACGAUUUCGAAGAUGCCGAUCAAUUAGGAAAGGAACACUAUCAUUUUCAACUUGCGAUAACGAAUACUCAUGCGUCUGCCGUGCAAGUGAAGCAUAAAGCGGAUUCGUUGAUAAGCGGGAAUCAUUACGAUCCUAAAAGUAUCAGGGAGGUCGCGGAGGAUGUUACCAAACGAUGGCAGCAACUAGUGACCUGCGCGGAAGAACGACAUAAAUUAAUUACUGCCAGUUUAAACUUUUAUAAAACAGUAGAUUCGGUACGUUCGGUUCUCGACAGUUUAGAACUGCAAUAUAACGUGGAUGACGAUUGGUGUGCCGAUGGAGAAAAAGCCGCGGGAAUACCGGCGAAUAUCACGAGACACCAGGAGCAGAAGGAAGCCUUUCUAAAGGCGUGCACGUUGGUACGGCGAACCGGGGAAACUUUCUUAAAAUAUAUCAAUCGUAGUCUACAAUUUUACAGCUAUCACGCUAAUAGCGCCGGUUCCGCAAACAAAGUGAAAAAUAUUUUGGAGGAGCUAGUUAGUAAGGAAAAUAAAGUGCUCGAAUAUUGGACGCAACGAAAGAAACGCUUAGAUCAAUGUCACCAGUAUGUUCUGUUUGAACGUAGUGCAAAACAGGCUCUCGAGUGGAUAAAAGAAACUGGGGAAUUGUAUUUAGCGACGCAUACCAACGUCGGUAAGAAUCGCAUCGAAAACGAACAAUUGUUGCAAGAGCAUAUCGAGUUUAAGGGUGCAGCGAAGGAAACGAGAGAGAGAGUGAAAUUGUUGAUUCAACUCGCUGACAAUUUAGUCGAGAGAGGUCAUGCUCAUGCCGCGGCGAUCAAACAAGCCGUUGCCGAAGUCGAUCAACGAUACAAAGACUUUAGUACGCGAAUGGAUUGCUACAAGACACAAAUCGAAGGCGAUCUAGGUAUUCAGUCUGAUGAGGUGCACAGAGAUCUGUCGAUCGAUCGGAAUUCGGAUCCAUUGCUGGAAGAAAAGAUCAAGGGUAAAGAUCUGAAAGAAUUGAACGAGGAGAAGAGAAGAUCUGCACGAAGGAAAGAAUUUAUUAUGGCUGAACUGUUGCAAACCGAACGUACGUACGUGAAAGAUUUGGAAACUUGUAUCCGUUGUUUCUUGGAUGAGACGCGAUGCGGAAAGGGAAACGUUCCGAUGGGUUUACAAAGUCGGGAAUCGAUCAUUUUUAGCAAUAUAGAGGAGAUACAUCAGUUUCACAGCAAUGUCUUUUUACGCGAGCUAGAAAAGUACGAAACCAUGCCAGAGGAUGUGGGACAUUGUUUUGUAGUGUGGGCACCUAAAUUCGACAUGUACGUUACUUACUGUAAGAAUAAACCCGAGAGCAAUCAACUAUUAAUAACGCACAGUGGAACAUGGUUUGAGGAAUUGCAGAGAAAGCAUAGAGUGGAACAUCCUAUCGCUGCAUAUCUAAUCAAACCUGUACAAAGAAUUACCAAGUAUCAGCUGUUACUCAAGGACUUGCAGGCUUGUUGCCAAGAAGGACAGGGCGAAAUAAAAGAGGGAUUAGAAGUGAUGUUAAAUGUGCCUAAAAAAGCUAACGAUGCCUUACACUUAAGUCUACUGGAAGGUUGCGACGUUAGUAUAGAUGCGCUCGGUGACGUUGUAUUGCAAGAUUCAUUCACAGUGUGGGACCCAAAACAGUUGAUCAGGAAAGGAAGAGAUCGUCAUAUAUUUCUUUUCGAAUUGUAUCUUCUCUUUACAAAGGAAGUGAAAGAUUCUGCAGGAAAGGUGAAGUACGUUUAUAAAAAUCGCCUGUUGACCUCCGAAUUGGGCGUGACCGAACAUAUCGAAGGCGACGAAUGCAAAUUCGCGGUAUGGACAGGACGAGCACCGACCAGCGACACACGCGUGGUAUUGCGUGCCAACUCGAUGGACGCGAAACAGCUGUGGGUGAUGCGGUUACGCGAGGUGAUACAGGAGACCUUCUUAGGCAAGAAUAUGCCCAAGAGCCCCGCUAAAAAGAGCUCUAGUCAACGCUCCAGCAGAGAUCUAGAGGAGUGUGCAUCCUUGGACGAGAGUGUGGAGAAUCUUGACAGAAAUUCCUUAGCUUCUUUUGGUUCGACUAACACUACAGAUUCUGACAAGACCGGAGUCGUCGAGAUGACAUGGGUGGUCGCUGAUCAUAUGGCCGCUCCCGGCUCCAAGGAGCUCAGCGUGACAAAGGGGCAGCAGGUCGAGGUGCUGGAGAAUGGUAACGCAAACGCCAGCACCAUCGGUGGCAUGCCCAACGCUGGUGAAUGGACCCUGGUGCGUCUGCCGCUCACGCCCGGACAAGUCGAGCCGGCCGCAGAAGGUCUAGUGCCCACCAGCGCCCUGAAACAACCGCCAACCGCCUCCUGCAAAACUUCGCCGUCCAGAAAAGCGUCCACGCAACAGCAACAAUCGCAGCAGCAGCAGCAGCAGCAGCAGCAGCAGCAGCAGCAUCAUCAUCAUCAUCAUCAUCAUCAUCACCAUCAUUAUCACCAGUCACAACAGCAGCAGCAGCAGCAGCAGCAGCAGUCGCAUCAUCAUCCUUACCAUCAGCAGCAAAUCAAUCAAGCAAUCGUCCAAACGCAGCAACAGCAAAAGCAACAGCAACAGCAGCAACAGCAACAGCAACAGCAGCAAACUGCCGUCACAUCUUCGAUUUCCACCAACACGUUGCCACCGACCUGCUGCGUAGCUGGCAUCCCGUCGAUGACGCAGCAAACUUCCUCGUUGACCACAUUGUCAUCCACGGUGCUGUCGCCGAUGGAGGAUGCGGAAAACGCUGGAAGCGACGGUAGCGGGUCGGUAACUAGUACAAAUUCACCUGGCAACAAGAGGCGAGUUUUCAGCGGACGGAAGUGGCUCCCACCUUCUUUACGCAAACUUAGCCAAGGUAAAGUCGAGAAAACCAAUACAGCCGCGCCGACGUCAUCGCCUCCUUUGAUUGGGCCGUCUUUGAAGAAAAGCGACUCGGACAAACGCUUUAAAUUACCGAGCGGCGUCGAACAUAAUCGGCGGCCUAACAAGACGGCGUUCGAAGCAGAGGCUGAGGUGCAGGAAGGCGAGGAAAUCUGUAAGGGCGAGGGCGAAGGCGAGGGGGAGGAGGAGGAAGAGGAGGGCGAAGGUGAAGAACAGCAAGAGGUUGAGGUGGACGCGGACGCGGACGCGGACGUUACGGAGAGCGACGACACGGUGGCGACGAGUUUGCAGGAGCAGAACGGUGGCGAAGAUGCCGACGACGAUCUAGAACUUCCACCUCCGAUGAAGCCUAUAACCGAACCGAUACUUGUAGCGACUGCAAAUGGUCCAUCAGGAUCUACGAUACCGAGUGAAUUGCCCGGGAAACGAUCUGCUAGUCUGUCGGAACGUACAAAGAUUCUCGAUGGCGGCGGCGGCGCCACAACGGCCGAUCUUUCGGAGAUCGAGCAGAUCGUCAAAGAGAGAAUGGAGCAACAUACAGAAAAUCAGGAGAGGCAUAGUCUUAUGCGAACUCCUAAUGGGAAAUCCCUAACGUUAAGCAACGAGGAGGAAUAUUGUAACGCGACUAUUAACGCGACAAUCACUUCCGACGAGUCAGAUCCAGAAAAUAGUGCGAUCGCAAAGCGGCAGUUUGUUAUUCGCGAGCUGGUGGACACCGAGAGAGAUUACGUCAAUGACUUGAAGCAGAUAGUCGAAGGUUACAUGGCACUAAUGCGAAAUCCUGAAUGCGAGAUUCCAUUACCGGAAGAUCUACGCGCUGGGAAAGAUAAGAUGGUUUUCGGUAACGUAGAAGCUAUCUACGAAUGGCACAGAGACUUUUUCCUCAAAGCUUUGGAACGUUGUUUGGAACGUCCUGAAGAGCUCGGACCUCUCUUUAAACGUUACGAACGAAAGUUGCACAUGUACGUGGUUUAUUGUCAGAACAAGCCCGUUUCGGAAUACAUUGUAUCCGAAUAUAUAGAUACUUAUUUCGAGGAACUUAGGCAAAAACUUGGGCAUCGUUUGCAGCUCUGCGACUUGCUGAUCAAGCCUGUACAAAGGAUUACAAAAUAUCAACUUCUUCUACGGGAGGCACUGCGCCUCACUGAACGAACUCAAAGGUUAUCGGAAAUCGAAGGCCUCAGAGCGGCGGCUCAUGUCAUGCGAGUUAUUCCUAAAGCUGCAAACGAUAUGAUGGACGUUGGGAGAUUACAAGGUUUUGACGGUAAAAUAACGGCGCAGGGAAAACUCUUGUUACACGGCCCGCUUCUGGUGUCGGAAAUAUCAAACGUUAUGAUGAGAGGAAGGGAAUGGCAAGUCUUUCUUUUUGAGCAAAAUAUCAUCUUUAGCGAAACUGUCGGCAAGAAGACGCAAUUCACCAAUCCUGUCUACAUAUAUAAAGCACAUAUUCAGGUAAACAACAUGAGUCUGGAAGAUUCGAACGACGAUCCAGACAAGUUUAUCAUUCGAUCGACGGAUCCCCGAAACCCUGGGCUAGGAUUCUCUUGUAGCAUAGCUGAAGAAAGUAGUGGACCGCGCAGGCAGGAGUGGGUAGAUACCAUCACUGCCAUCCUGCAAACUCAGCGCGAUUUCCUGAAGGCGAUACAAUCACCGAUUGCCUACCAGAAGGAACUUACCAAAGAUCCACUCCGUGCCAUCAUCACCACCACCAUCACCACUACCACCACAACUACUACUACUAUUGCUACUACUACUACUACUACUACUACUACCACAUCCGAACCUGUGAUACGAACAACCGUAUCGGUUCCUCCGACGCUGGUAGUCUCCGAAUCGACGAACCGAGACUACAGGGUGAAUCAGCAACCAUUGCAACGCUCGCAAACCGGAGGAUUGGAAUGCGUGCAACCACGUACCCCCAGUCCAACAAAGAGUAGGCUAAACUUCCUGGAAGGAUUUAAGAAUACUCUACGUACACGCUCGCCGAUUCGCAACAAUUCCAUCCCGGUCGUUCCAGGUGCACGCGUAAGAUUGGCUGCGGAUUGGGGAAAGUUACAUGCCGGAGACGAACUUGUUAUCUCCCACUUGGACGGUCCGGGCUUAGUGGUGUCCCCUGUCAAUACCAGAGACGAGUUGUGGAUCCCGGCGAGUCUUAUUCCGAACUCGGCAAUCAGCCGAUCGUGGUCGUUUCGACCACGGAAGAUUGAUCUCGCAAGAUGCCACGUCACCGAUCCCCGGGAAUUAACGACGACAACAAUAACGUACCCCGAAGACAAAAGGCCAAUUAUCCUGAAUAGUCCGACAUCGAUGAUUCGCGCGACCGUUGGUGAAGUCGUUAGACUGUCCAUUGAGACGCACAACGCGGAUAAUGCGACUGUCGCCUGGAGGAAGGAGGGCGAGAAUCAAUAUAUAAGAGAGAAUGAUCGAUAUCAGUUCCAACGAAGCGCGGGCUUUGUAUACUUACAAAUCAAUGGUUGCCGAACUUCAGACUCCGGGAUAUAUCACUGUCAUCUAAUAAGUGAAACAGACUCUUCCUCCGCUGGAAUUUCUCUCUACAUCGUAGGCGGAAAGAGUAGCACUUCCGCACGUGUUUUAGCAUGCUCAAAGGUGGAGAUCGAUUGGGACAGGCAAGAGAUCAGUGGUGGGUCGUGUAAUAUAGAAUGCAGAAUUUUACCAUCGCAACAAUGGGUGGCGAUAUCGAAACAAGUUAACGAGCCACCUGUUUUACUGAAUGUGUCAACGGAUGCUUCAUAUAGUUUUCGAGUGGCGGAUGACGAUGGGAGAACGACUUCACCAUCGAUCGUAGUGACCCUAUCGCGAUCAGACGUCGGUGGUGGCACGGAAUGGGAAGCCAAGCAGUUUAUUAGCAGGUAUUUGGAGCUAGACGAACUGGGUAAUGGUAGAUUUGGCACAGUUCGCCGUGCCAGGGAUAAAGGCACCGGUCAAGAGGUGGCACUCAAGCAAAUUCCACGACACAAGCAAUCGAGAUUACUGACGCGCGCGGAAUACGACGUGCUGGCUUCCACUCAUCACGCUAACAUUGUCAGAGCGUUCGCAUUGUUCGAGAACGCGCCUCGAUCUGGAGUCGACACCAUUGUCUUGGAACUGGUCAGAGGUCCAACGUUGUUUGCACAUUUGAGUGAAAAAACGGAAUACACCGAGGCAAUGGCGACACGAUACACUUAUCAGCUGUUAUCCGCAUUGCAUUGGUUACACUGUCGCAGCUGGGCGCAUCUGGAUAUAAAACCGGAGAACAUUCUGAUUGAUCAUGAGAUGGACCAGGUGAAGGUAAUAGAUCUGGGCGAAGCAGUUAGAGCUCCCAUUGACGAAAUUGUGCCGCCCCCUGCCGAUUUGGAAUUUGCAGCACCGGAGUCGGUACUAGGUAGACCGACCGGCACUUACACGGAUAUGUGGGCCGUCGGAGUUUUUAUUUAUGUUUUGCUAAGUGGAUUGUCGCCUUUUUUGGACGACUCCGUCGAGGAAACCACCGCCAACAUUCUUAAGUGCGAUUUCUGUUUUCCCGACGAAUAUUUCAAGAUUAUAUCCAGCGAUGCAAAGGAACUCCUCAAGAGAAUGUUAUGCCUGCGUGGUGAGGAUCGAAUGAACACAGAAACCUGCCUUGGUUCGCCAUGGUUAAAAAUAUCAACUGGUGCUACCAUACCGUCCACUAGAAUGGUCGCAUUUAUAGAACGUCGUGCACACUGUUUUAAACUGCAUCAAGACCAUAAUGACAGUUUUCAUUCCUAAGAUCAACAAUGCAGUAAGCAUGUUACUUAAAAUACAUGACAAAUUUACAUAUGUAAAUAGCAAAAUAUA